AUGGCAUCACACAUCACAAAACUCUGUGCCUCUUCAUUUUACUAUAUUUAUAAUAUACGUCGGAUCAGAAAUUAUCUUUCACGGCAGUCAACUGAGUUACUUGUCCAUGCAUUCAUAACAAGUCGCCUUGACUAUUGCAAUGGUCUUUUAUAUGGACUACCAGACUGCCUGUUGAAUAAACUGCAACGAGUACAGAACGCUUACGCCAGACUGAUUUUUAGAGAACAGAAAUUUUGUCAUGUAACGCCUCUUAUUUAUGAAUUACACUGGUUACCGCUUAAAUAUAGAAUCGAGUUUAAAAUACUUUUAAUUACUUCUAAGAUUCUUAAUUUUUUAGCGCCUACUUAUUUCUCGUCUCGUUUCUCUUAG
This is a messenger RNA of Porites evermanni, 369 nucleotides long. The record is from the annotation of a GenBank genome assembly. NCBI's taxonomy places the organism in Eukaryota, Metazoa, Cnidaria, Anthozoa, Scleractinia, Poritidae.